Boleophthalmus pectinirostris (great blue-spotted mudskipper) is the source of this 1398-nucleotide messenger RNA. RefSeq names its product cathepsin 12 (gene cts12). The record is from RefSeq and is a predicted model, not a curated record. Gene Ontology annotation, molecular function: cysteine-type endopeptidase activity. The coding region runs from base 12 to 1064 and encodes 350 amino acids. Lineage: Eukaryota; Metazoa; Chordata; Actinopteri; Gobiiformes; Gobiidae. Gene Ontology annotation, biological process: immune response. The transcript has 8 exons. Gene Ontology annotation, cellular component: lysosome.
GCAAAACAGACAUGGGGACAGAUGAUAUUCACAACCAUGCAGCUCCGCAGAUCGUGCUGCUGCUGUUCUUUUCCAUGCUGCUGUGUGCCUUGCCUUGUAUGGCCUCCCUGGACUCAGAGGAACUGCCUGUGUCUGAGUGGGACAUGUGGAAAUCCACCCACGGCAUCAGCUAUGAUGAGAGGGACGACAUCCAGAGGAGGGCCAUCUGGGAGGAGAACAAACGGCUGAUUGAAGACAAUAAUCAGGGGUUUCUUAUGGGCUCGAGAGGGUUCGCCAUGGCUAUGAAUAAAUACGGAGAUCUGACGAGACAGGAAUACCAAGUACUUCAAGGUGCCAUGAUAGAUGCUCAGUUUGUGAAGAGAGGCAAAACGGUCUCGGCCCGGAAGUUGAGGUCCAAUGCUCGCCAGUUAGACCCAUAUUUUGUAGACUACAGGAACACAGGUUAUGUCACGGAAGUCAAGGACCAGGGCUACUGCGGCUCCUGUUGGGCAUUCAGCACCACUGGAGCGAUAGAGGGGCAGCUAUACAAGCAGACUGGCCAGCUUGUGUCCCUGAGCGAGCAGAACUUAGUGGACUGCUCCAAAUCGUAUGGGACAUAUGGGUGCAGUGGAGCGUGGAUGGCGAAUGCAUACGACUACGUGAUCAGCAAUGGGCUCAUGUCAACAAGCACCUACCCAUACACAUCAGUGGACACGCAGCCCUGUUACUAUGACAGCAGACUGGCAGUGGCCCACAUUAAAGACUACAGAUUCAUCCCAAAAGGAGACGAGCAGGCACUGGCUGAUGCCGUGGCGACCAUUGGACCAAUCACUGUGGCCAUUGAUGCAGACCAUGCCAGCUUCCUUUUCUACAGCUCAGGGAUCUAUGAUGAGCCGAGCUGUAACCCCGGUAACCUGAGCCAUGCUGUGCUGCUGGUGGGCUAUGGCUCUGAGGGAGGAGAGGACUACUGGAUCAUCAAAAACAGUUGGGGCACAAGCUGGGGAGAAGGAGGCUACAUGAGGAUGCUACGCAAUGGCAAAAACACCUGCGGCAUCGCCAGUUAUGCCAUGUACCCAAUUUUAUAAUAUAUUUAAUACAUCAAGUAUAUCACAUUUGUUUAAUCACAGACUCUGUACAUUGCUCAUUGUUCAUGAUUCUCUAUGCAUAUUAUCCCAAUAAUUAUAUUUUUUACAAUGCUUUUAAUUUUGUCUAAAACAAAAAAUGUUUUAUUAGUGACACAAAAUUACAACUAACUAUGCUUGCUUCAUUGAUUUGUCAAAUCAAUAUUAUUCACAAGAGAUUACGAAAACAAGCAUUACUAAUGUGGGAUGAUUGGCACGAUAACUCUCAUUAAUGACAAAUCAUUUUGUAUAUAAAAUUAGGUCUGUAUAAUCAAUGUAAUUAUGCAACACAAGAUUU